Frieseomelitta varia is the source of this 728-nucleotide messenger RNA. RefSeq names its product partitioning defective protein 6-like. Gene Ontology annotation, molecular function: protein binding. The record is from RefSeq and is a predicted model, not a curated record. Gene Ontology annotation, biological process: centrosome cycle. NCBI's taxonomy places the organism in Eukaryota, Metazoa, Arthropoda, Insecta, Hymenoptera, Apidae.
AUGUCUAAAAGCAAACUUUACCAUCAAGUUGACAAUGGUAUUGUCGCAGUGAAAAGCAAAAUUGAGAGAAUAAAGCAUUUUUCUACAACAGGAGAUGGAAUAGAGGAAAUAAAUGGAUAUGGAACAAUGAAACCAAAAAAUUUGAUAUCAAGUAUUCUUGGUGGCACUCCUGGAAAACCAAAAUCAUUGGCUAUAUCUAAUCCACAUGAUUUUAGGCAGGUAUCAGCAAUAAUUGAUGUAGAUAUAUUGCCAGAGACUUGUCGCCGUGUACGCUUAUUAAAACAUGGUUCUGACAAACCAUUAGGAUUUUAUAUUAAAGAUGGAGAAAGUUUCCGAUUAUUACCAUCAUCUGCAGGAGGUGGAAUUGAGAAAGUUCCAGGUGUAUUUAUUAGUAGAUUAGUACCAGGUGGUUUAGCUGAAAGUACAGGUCUUUUAGCAAUGAAUGACGAAGUUCUUGAAGUAAAUGGUAUAGAAGUUGCUGGAAAAACUCUAGAUCAGGUUACAGAUAUGAUGAUUGCCAAUUCUUCGAAUCUCAUAAUCACAGUAAAACCAGCAAAUCAACGAGCAGCAUUAGCUGCUCUAAGACACGACUCAUUUACACAAUUUUUUGGAAGUCAAAGUGCUAUCACUGGUAAUGAUGAAGAUAUAGAUGAAAUUCUAAAUUUAACUAAUGUACAAGAUGAUGUAUCAAAUAAUCGUAAUUAAGGUGUCUUGCAUAAAUGAAUGUG